GCGCCAUGUUCUAGGAGGGCUAGAUUUCACUAGGGCGCUCUCGAGGCAGCGAAGAACAGCACAGCGCGAUGAAGAACACCAAGAACACCAACAACAAAUCCACGGUAAAUGUCCAGGGACGGGUUUCCACAACCCGGAACUCGAAUUCCUCCGUUCUUGGAUGCCGCCGGCUUGUUCAGCGAGCUCCAGGAUGACGAGGUAGGCCGCGGCCAUGGAGACAACGCUCGAAACGGCCUCGAAAUCCAUGGAUUUCCGGCCAUCGGGCAGAGGAAUCCCCUGGAGCGCGAGGAUUACACGGCGUGGCCGUCGCUCCCCGGGGCUUGCGAAUUCCGGGAGAAAUCGUGCUCCUGGGCGGCAGAAUCGUGCCCCUGGCAGGGAAAUUUCGGGAGAUCCACGUCCAGGUUUAGUCUCGGUGACUCGCAGUGGCCAUCGCUCGCUCCGCGGCAACAAGAGAGGUUUAGCGGCGUUUUAGAGCGUAAUUCCCUGGCUACUCGCAUCGCGGAUGAGCGCGAGGAUAUUCUAGGCACCAAAGGUCCCACUCAGCAAAGCCACCAACAGCUGGGAGGAGAAGAUGAAAGAAAUGGAGGAGAUGGAUUCUCGCUAGCAGGGAGGAGACUUGGAAUUGAGAGUGGUGGUAGCAGUGGCAAAGGAUGGAUGCGGCUGCCUCCCAUUCUCAUGCCUUCUUCGCACCAGCAGCAGCAGCAAAAGAGGUGUCGCCAAGCUGCCUUUGACAACUCUUCCAAUCCAUCAUCGCCGGAGGAGCCGAAUGGUUUUGCGAGCCGAGAUGCUGGGAAGGGGGCCCCGUCCGCGCCACCACCACCACCAUCCGGCUACUUGCCCCCUGUCUAUCUCAUGCUCAACAAGGACUUCGUCGUCAUCUCGCCGCUGAAGGAGAAUCUGCUGCUCACGCUAGCUCUUGCGGAGCACAGGAGACCCUCUACCCCUCCAAGCUUCGACGAGGCAUCUUCCGCGGCGGAUUUGUUCGAGACAUCGCCGGAAGUAACAGAAGUAGCACGAGUUGCUGCUGCUGCUGCUACUGCUACUGCUACUACUGCUGUGGGAGAUGCCAAGCGCAGGCAAGUUUUCGUUGGAAGGUUUGAGGCGUUCUCGUCCUUCGUGAAAUUCGGGCUGGGACGAGAUGCCAUGCGCGUGGCCACUGAAAGCAAUGCCGGGGGAACUUCUACCAUCUCUGAGUGGUUUCUGGCGAUGGACUCCUCGUGCAUGCAGUCCCUCUCGGUGGAGUAUUUCGUGAGGAAGUUCAAAGCCACGGACGUGGUGACGGAGAUGGAGGUGGAGUACUGCGCCAUGAACUGGAAGAAGGUGGAUUACAUUUGCAACCUGUAUGGCCAGAGAGUCGGAGUUUCGGUCACCAGGGCGAUGUCUUACCCGAAUCCAGAAGACUUCUCCCCGCAGAUGGCUUACAGGCUGCUCUACAAGAAACUCUUUGGACUGGUAAGAGCGAAAUUUUUCUACUCUUGGAACUUUGCUAAAUCUCAUCCCGCACAGGUUGUGGCGAGGCAUGGAGUGACGGACAGGCACAGCUUCUCCCAGUGUGUUCUUCAUGUGUGGUGCGAGACGACGACCACUGCAAAGCUUCUCCAGGCCCAGUACAAAGAGGUUUCCGAGGAGCUAGACAUCACGGACGAUGUAAUAAUGGUGCUCACAGUAGCCGAAGGCUGGCAUGCCCGCCCGAUCUUCUACGAAUCGUGCUUGGUUAGAGACUAACUUUGCAUAAUUUAUGUUGGAUUUUCACUGCAAAAUUUUCUUACCUCUGAGAUGAUCUUUC
This is a messenger RNA of Selaginella moellendorffii, 1786 nucleotides long. RefSeq lists its product as uncharacterized. The transcript is spliced from 3 exons. The record is from RefSeq and is a predicted model, not a curated record. NCBI's taxonomy places the organism in Eukaryota, Viridiplantae, Streptophyta, Lycopodiopsida, Selaginellales, Selaginellaceae. Bases 109 to 1725 code for a protein of 538 amino acids.